Messenger RNA from Lodderomyces margitis, 1497 nucleotides. RefSeq names its product Hsp90 cochaperone. The coding region runs from base 1 to 1497 and encodes 498 amino acids. The transcript has a single exon. Gene Ontology annotation, cellular component: nucleoplasm; cytoplasm. Gene Ontology annotation, biological process: box H/ACA snoRNP assembly. Lineage: Eukaryota; Fungi; Ascomycota; Pichiomycetes; Serinales; Debaryomycetaceae. The record is from RefSeq and is a predicted model, not a curated record.
AUGCUUACCCCUUUUUUCACCAUCAACCAGGAUGAUGAGUUUAUAUACAUUGAUGUCAAGAUCUCUCAUAUUAGAUUCAGUGCACCUAAUAUCGAAAUGACUGUUGACAAUGAUUUAUUCAUAUUUUCACUCGCCCCAUAUUACUUACGAUUAAGGUUCCCAUAUCCGUGUGUGGAUGACGAUAGAUCACAUGCUGAGUACGACUCUAAAUCAGAAAGUGUCAAGAUCAAAAUACCCAAGGAGACUAAAGGACAGUUUUUCCCUGAUUUAGACUUGACCGCCAAGUUACUUGCAAGAACAAAUGAGAAUACAAUCGAUGAGCAAAAGGAAAAGAAGCCAUUGAUUGAGGAAAUGGAUGUUAAUAACACGGUAAGCAAUGACCAGGCUGAGAAAGAUUUGCAAGAAGGUGAGGAUUUCAACUGGGAAAUUAAGCAGGAAUUUCCUAGCAAUUCUACUUUGGAACCAAUUGGCGGUACCGAGGAUCUAAAAACAAGUUCCAGUGUCAAGUACGGCUUUAACAAUCAAUAUGAUGGAAUAGUUGGUGUAAGUGUAUCCAAUGGUAACGAUAUCAAUGGGCUAGGUGAUCCUGAGUCAACCUUUAAGCCUGACCGAAUUAUUGAAAGGCUAAUUAAAGAGAACAUCCAGUUUGAUCCGGAAAUAUAUGCUGCCGAUUACAUUAUGGAAAAGCAUCCAACACCUGAUGAUGAUAAAAAUUUUAAUCAAUUGAUUGAGUGGAAGAAUCCAACAGUUCAGAAAUUUCUCAAGUGGUACAAAUCGCAGCAACUGGUGGAUGAAAGUGAACGUGAUGCCGUGAUGCCCGUUGAGUUUUCCAAGGAAGAACAAGAGAAGAUGAUGCAACUACCGAGAAAGUCUUACUUGGUAGACGGUCAAUACAAGCUUGAAAUACUUGGAACUAUCGUUUGUCUUUUGUUUGGAUACAAUUUUGACAUGAGAGAGAAUGAAGGCGAGCACAAUGUUGAAAGUGCUUGGACAAUUGGUAAAAUUGCUCCACAAUUUUCCUUCUUGGAUUCCAAAUUGAUCGACAACAACUCAGAUAAUUUAUUGAGAUCAGCUGUCAUUACUUGUAUACGAAGGGCAUUAACAUACCCACUUCAUCGCAGUUUCGCAUUAUGUGGAAAGGUAUGGGAUGAUGUGUAUUAUCACCUACGGAGUGGGAAAAGACUUGUACUUCAAUCGCUACUAGAUUUGAAAGAGCUAUUUCGGUUCCACGAUAUUUAUUAUGUUUACGACAAGAUUUGGUUGGAAGAUUUGUGUGCUUAUUUAAUCAGUGAUAAUGUCACUGAAGGACAGAUUAGGAAACUCGCCCAUGAUGUGAAGAAAACUGUGGACAGUGUUACUAAAGCAGACAUUACUUUUGAGAAAGCCGAUGAGGAUAUAGAAAUGGGUGACGAUGGCGCAGUAGAGCAAGAUGAAAUGGUGGCACUUACAUUAGACGAUAUUGACAAAAUGGCAGAGGCUGUAUAUGAUAAUAUGUAA